GGUUGGAACACCUCCGGUAAGCGAGCCCCAAUGGAACCAGUCUUCCUCUCCGCCUUUUUUCGUUGGGCCAUUUCCUGAUUGUUGGGUCCAGAGUUUGACAACGGCAGAAACGAGGAAAAGCUGGUGCUGGUAGAUUAAGUCGCAAUUAACCCAAACUGGGAUAAAUGAGUAUUACGCUUGUAAUACAUCUGCACUGGUUGUGUUUUCCCGACUUCUUGCUUUACAGUUCAUUCGUCCCAUCUGUCGCUGUACGGCACGUCGCAGCGUUGACCAUGCACUUCAUAAACCUUCCACUUAUGCCGCCAGUGAGGGGGCUUUGCCAUCAUCUCGUCGCAUUUCGUCCCACUGUGUUAUGUUCGUCCGCUCGUCGCCAACACAGCUCGACGUCCUCAGCAGCCGCCAAUGCUUUGCCUUUGGAAGGGGUGAGAGUAUUGGACUUGACUCGAGUGUUGGCUGGACCGUAUUGUACCAUGAUUCUUGGGGACUAUGGGGCUGAGAUUAUCAAAGUCGAGAAUCCCAAGUCUGGAGAUGAUACGCGAGCGUGGGGCCCACCCUUUGCCCCGAACAAAGAUUCGAACGAUAAUCAACCUGGGGAAAGCGCCUACUUUCUGGGGGUCAACCGAAAUAAAAAAUCUAUCACAGUAAACUUCAAGAAACCUGAGGGACUGGACAUAUUGAAGAGGCUGGCAGCCAAAUCUGAUGUGAUGGUGGAGAAUUUCGUGCCCGGUAAACUCGAUGAAAUCGGUCUGGGAUAUGAGGACCUGCGAAAGGUCAAUCCCAGAUUGAUAUACGCCUCCAUAACUGGAUAUGGACCUGAUGGCCCAUAUGCAAAGGCUCCUGGAUACGAUGUCAUCACAGAAGCGGAAGCUGGACUCAUGUACAUCACUGGCGAGCCCGAUGGUCCGCCGGUGAAGGUAGGAGUUGCCAUUACCGAUAUGACGACGGGACUGUACACACAUGGUGCCGUUUUAGCCGCACUUCUCGCACGUGCACGCACCGGGCUCGGACAGAAAUUGGAUAUCUCGCUGCUUGAAUGUCAAGUAGCGUCGCUCGCGAAUAUUGCACAUAGCUAUUUGAUUGGAGGCCAAGAGGCUAAACGAUGGGGGACACAGCACGCCGCCAUUGUGCCUUACCAGGCAUUCCCAACAAAGGACAGUUUCAUUGUUGUCGGUGCUGGUAAUGAUGGACAAUUCCGUAAACUAUGCACCAAGAUAGAGCGAUUGGACCUUGUAGAAAAUGAAAAGUUCAAAACGAACGCUGCGCGUGUUGAGAAUCGGAAGGAGUUGAUCGAUCUCCUCAGCGAUAUCUUUCGCCAGCAUCCGACGUCACAUUGGUUGAGGGAAUUCAAAUCCCUUGGCUUCCCUUUCGCGCCAGUCAAUAACAUCCAACAAACCUUUGAACAUCCGCAAGUUAUACAUAGAGAAAUGAUCCAAGAAGUUGAUCAUCCGCGCGCUGGUCGGAUCAAGCUUACUGGUAUUCCUGUCAAGUAUUCUCAUACGAAACCCAGCAUCAGGCUUCCACCGCCUAUUUUGGGACAACAUACAUUUGAAGUUCUGUCGAAUAUGCUAGAGUAUACGGAGGAGGAAAUUGAUGGUUUUGUUGAAAGAGGAAUAAUCUAAGUGGAUUAGAUCGUCUGGUCAGGGGACUCGUCGACCUCCGACGCGAAUCCGGCUUGGUUAUGUAAGCAAACUUUGGAGCUUGUCCCAUUCUCCCUUGUCGCAGGUGUUGGGGCCUCUUUAAUUGCGCUAAUUGGACGGGCAGGAUUACCUUUACGUUCUGGGGGAAUACAAGACAGGUGUGGAUGACGGCAUCCUAGAUGGACGCGAUCUUUUCUAAAAAUAAAGGAUAGAACAAUGUAUGGAUAUACAGAUAGUUAGGGGCGACCCAAACAUCAGAGAAAGGAUAUAAUGCCUUCUAUGAAG
Messenger RNA from Spizellomyces punctatus DAOM BR117, 1922 nucleotides. RefSeq lists its product as uncharacterized. Gene Ontology annotation, molecular function: catalytic activity. Lineage: Eukaryota; Fungi; Chytridiomycota; Chytridiomycetes; Spizellomycetales; Spizellomycetaceae. The coding region runs from base 165 to 1619 and encodes 484 amino acids. The record is from RefSeq and is a predicted model, not a curated record. The transcript is spliced from 11 exons.